Messenger RNA from Stegodyphus dumicola, 998 nucleotides. RefSeq lists its product as uncharacterized. The record is from RefSeq and is a predicted model, not a curated record. Lineage: Eukaryota; Metazoa; Arthropoda; Arachnida; Araneae; Eresidae.
AAAUGUGAGGACGAGAACGGAUCGUUCUUUUUGACUUAUGGAGACUCAACGCAGCGAACCUAUUUGUAUUCCGAGUGAACCAUGCUCGCCUAUCGAGGAAUGGCAGGAUCUGGAGCAAUUCUGGGGAGAAGCGAAACAACGUCUCCAGGAUCCUGAGAGCCUGCCCCUAUCAAGUAGCCUGGAGGAGCAUCUCCUACAUGAUGAUUACAUUCCGACAGUGAAAGAAGAAAGCCUAGCAAAGAAUUCUUGCAAUAAAUGGGCAGUCAGAGGCGAAGACAUCGGAGACAUCCCAACAUGCUACGAUUCGAAAGGAUUUAAACCAGGAGAACUGGUCGUUAAAGGUACUUAUGUGGAUCCGAAGAUUAUUCCAGGGUUCAGGUACAAAGUACGGAAGAAUUUAAAUGAUGAAUACCUCUUCGGCGGUAAAUCUCUGAGGCUAGAAAGUAUUGGCCUGGGUUACGGCAAAAGAAUGACAUUUGAAAGUUACACUCUGAACGAGAAUGACAACUUCUUCUGGUCAGACAGUUACGGCCCCGGAUAUGGUCUGCAACUCCAAGCAGUUGACCCCGAUGAAAACUUCCACAUAAUGGACACCAGUUUAGGCAAGAAGAUCGGCAGAGCCAUCGUCUGCAAGUCGGAGAGCAACGAGAUCAGCAGUGCUGUGAGCGAAGAUGGUCAGAUUCAAAAAGAAUGCCGAGUCUAUAUCAUUUGCGAUGUAAUCUUAAAUGACUCUUCAAAUAUGCAGAACAUUUAUAUAGAAGAUGUAGCAACGCAGGGCGUUGCCCAGAUCCUGCGAAAUGCAAAUUCCUCAAAAGCAGAGUUGCAGAAAAUAAUUCUCGAUAACUUUAUCCUCGAAGGCUGUCAACUACUGCCUGAAUGAAUAGAUACCAAUAAAAAUAUUUUACGUAGACGCACAGUGAGAAAUCAACUGGCUAUAAAUGCCAAAUUUUUGUUCAAUUUUAGACAAAUAAAACAAUGUUUCGUUACAUUUAAUUAUA